Molecule: messenger RNA, 1407 nt
Organism: Schistosoma margrebowiei
Lineage: Eukaryota; Metazoa; Platyhelminthes; Trematoda; Strigeidida; Schistosomatidae
Source: the annotation of a GenBank genome assembly
AUGACCUCCAACAUAAAUCAUACGAAUGAACAACUUCCUCGUACAGAAAAUCACUCGGAGUUAAAAGAAGUCUUGAAACCGUGCGGUAAACUUCCGCCGACAAACGACAUAACAUUGGAUCGAUCUUACUUUAAACGUAAAGUCCCAAUGAUAUUCGUCGGUAUUCAAUGUGAUAAACAUGUCAAGACAUCUUUAGAGAAGUUGAGACCAUUUUUCUGUCCUUUUAUCCGACUACCUAAAAUAUCUAAAACUUAUCGAGAUUCAAAUGGAUCGUUGCGUAAAUUGAUGUUGGUUCAAAUGCCUGAACCUGAUAAAAUCUUACAGUUUAUAACUGAUUUGAAUCAGUGGAACGUUGAUUUACCUAAAGAUUACUCAAAUAUUCAACCAGUCGAUUUAUCUGUACCUAAAUUGCCCGAAUGCCUAAACGAUUUGAAAGCUGAAAAUUCAUUAAACGAUGAAGCAUUUAAAAAAGCUAAUUUAAAGGUCUCAGAUUGCGCGCUUCCUGAUGUCGUGGUUGUAAACUCAGAAAAGAUUAGAAUAGAAGACAGGGAUUGUCUCGAGUUUGCUGAUAUAAACGUCGCUGCUGGUGUCUUAACCUCCUGUCAUGGUUCAGCUCUUGUCAAAGUCGGAAAAACUCAGGUGAUUGCAGGUGUAAAGGUCAAGGUAAUUCCAGAAAGCGGAAACUCAGGCAACAUAACCUGCAAUGUCGAGUUUGCUGGUCUCUGUCAUAGAAGUUCACGUUUAAAUGCUCCACAACCUAAGUAUGCGCAGUGGCUGUCUUCUACAAUCCAAAGACUCCUGAAUAAUUUUGCAUUCCCAUCUAUUGAAAACCAGCUAAACAUAUUCUCAAUAAAUGACCCAAACAUACUUACACCAGUAGCUUCCUACACUUUGAAGCUCGAUGUCUUCGUCCUUCAUGACGAUGGGUGCUUACUAGAUGCUUGUGUCCCCGCUGCACUUGUUAGUCUUUGUACAACAAAGUGGACAAAGUUAUAUGCGGUUACGGAUGAACAAGCUGCGGGAUCCUAUUUAGAAUUAUAUAAACCAGGACCACAAAAUGAGACAAAAUCCCUAAAAAUAAAUGAAUGGCCUGUUUCACUAUCUUUCUGCUUCGUUCCUCGCCCGGUUGCUGAUAGAAAGUCAAAGACAGUCCCUAUUAUUGCCCAACCAACGAAACGAGAGUUAGAUAUUUGGGAUACGGAUGCUGGUCCAGUACAUAUAACUGUUUCUCAGGGUGCUGUCGUCGAUCUUUCUGCGGUCAAUGCAUUUCUAACGGGUCUUUGGGACAGUUUAUUUGUAGCGGGUGCAAAUGAAAGUGAUGUAGUCAACUCAUGGGAAGUUUUGUUUGAUUCUGCCGUUUCUCACGCUCAGAAAGUUCUACAGAUAAUCCAAAAGGCAAUAAACUAG